CAGGCUGUGGAGGCUUGAUAAGCCAUUGAGGGGAAUCAAAGAAUCGGAUACGAUGCGAGGGCGAAACCCGCGGGUGCAAUUCGCUGUCCAGGUUGCACCGAUCCACUGACACGCACGGGACAGUCUUGGCCAUUAGGUCUUGCUCCUUGAGAAUUAUUCUUGACUGACUCUUGUCGUCCAUCGGAUCCGGUGGCGGAUCCGUUGUUGUGACAGGGCAUCGGAUCCGCUCCGACGGUCUGAUGAAAUCGGCAGUUGCGUGCUAUAUUCGGUACUUAUGGGAUGCUUUAAAAUAAAUACAUCGUUUCCAUGAAAGUUUAUCCAAUCAAUAACCUUUACACAAUGACGGUGCAUACUCCCCAGGGAUCUGUCGUGGUCAUCGGCGCCGGCACCCAGGGCCGUCGCCUGGCCUAUAUGUGGUCCAGUCGCGGGGGAUCAGUAUUCCUAGUUGACUUAAACCAGAAACAACUCAAAGACGGACUGGAAUACGUCGAGCAACUCCGUACCGAAGCCACAGGGCAUUCCGGCACAUGGGGAGAUGUGCAAAUAUCCACACCCGACUCGCUCGAGUCUAUACUACACAGCGCAUGGCUUGUUGUCGAGUGCGUUCCAGAGAACCUAGCAUUGAAACAGAAGAUUCUCUCGCAACUGGACAGCCUCGCGCCCAGCCACACUAUCAUCGCAUCAAACUCCAGCAGCUACGGAAUCGGGGAAGUCAUUGAAGGCAUGGACCUGAGGUGCAGUAGCAGACUGCUCAGCGCGCACUGCUCAAUCGAGAUAAUGGGCCACAACGACACUGAUCCAGCCCUGAUCGAUCUUCUCUUCGAUCAAUGUGAAAAGCACGGCUUCUCGCCAUUCCGUGUCCGACAGAGCUCCAUCGGAUAUAUCUACAACCGUAUCUGGGCCGCUAUUAAACGAGAAACACUACUAGCACUGUCCGAAGGGGUCUGCAAUCCCGAGGAAAUCGAUGCUAUUUUCAAGGAUGUCCUCAAAACCCCAAAAGGGCCGUGUGAACAGAUGGACGUCGUGGGUUUGGACGUUGUGCAUGACAUUGAGAAACACUACGCUGAAGCCCGCAGUGGCCUUCCCAGUGAACCUCGGGAAUAUCUACAGAAGAUGAUACAGGACGGAAAAUUGGGAGUCAAGAGUGGGAGCGGGUUCUACAAAUACAAAACCGAUCAGCAAGGCUAA
Messenger RNA from Aspergillus versicolor CBS 583.65, 1188 nucleotides. RefSeq names its product 3-hydroxyacyl-CoA dehydrogenase family protein. The transcript is spliced from 5 exons. Gene Ontology annotation, biological process: fatty acid metabolic process. NCBI's taxonomy places the organism in Eukaryota, Fungi, Ascomycota, Eurotiomycetes, Eurotiales, Aspergillaceae. Gene Ontology annotation, molecular function: NAD+ binding; oxidoreductase activity, acting on the CH-OH group of donors, NAD or NADP as acceptor. The record is from RefSeq and is a predicted model, not a curated record. Bases 307 to 1188 code for a protein of 293 amino acids.